Aspergillus heteromorphus CBS 117.55 is the source of this 1834-nucleotide messenger RNA. Its product is annotated as mitochondrial 54S ribosomal protein uL2m. Lineage: Eukaryota; Fungi; Ascomycota; Eurotiomycetes; Eurotiales; Aspergillaceae. Gene Ontology annotation, molecular function: RNA binding; structural constituent of ribosome. The record is from RefSeq and is a predicted model, not a curated record. Bases 248 to 1471 code for a protein of 407 amino acids. The transcript is spliced from 2 exons. Gene Ontology annotation, biological process: cytoplasmic translation. Gene Ontology annotation, cellular component: ribosome.
CUAUCGUCACCGGUGUCUCGACAUCACUCCAAUUGAGCAGGGUGUUGCGGUCAGCGGUGUCAGGGACGCUGAUUUCUCCAAUUGCUUGCUUUAUAUCUCUCGUCCUUAAGCAUGUUUGAGCAGUAGCUUGCUACGUUUUCCUCUCACAACCUGUCAUCCCAUUCCGCGGCACAGGUUUGACAACUCCGAUCACGAUUGAUUGUCCCUCGAUCCCCCUUCCAAUAUCCUACUCUAUACUCUCGUCAAUAUGCUUCAACCUCGGUUGGCCCUGACGGGUCUUCGGCUCCCUUUCAGAUGCCUCUCUUCGGUCAUCCCGCCCCGGGCAUACUCGACUGUCGUCCGCGAACAAGAGAAGCCGGCCGCCAACGAGACUUCGAGUUCAGCAUACGACACGAGUAUCUCCUUCGCACCUCCACCCACCCGUGAUGCUAGUGCUGUCAUGCGCACAUAUAAACCACGUACCCCCGGUAUCCGACAUUUGCGCAGACCCGUCAAUGACCACCUGUGGAAAGGUCGCCCGGUGCAGAAGUUGACGUUCCCCAAGCGCGGUCACGGUAAGGGUGGUCGAAACAAUUCAGGUCGAGUGACUGUCCGGCAUCGUGGUGGUGGUCACAAGCGCCGCAUACGAACGGUCGAUUUUGAGCGUGCUGCUCCAGGGCCACAUGUGGUGGAGCGCAUUGAACAUGACCCUGGCCGGAGCGCUCACAUUGCCCUUGUCCGUAGCCAGGAGACUCAGAAAUUGAGCUAUAUCCUGGCUGCAGAGGGUAUGAGAGCGGGCGAUGUUGUUCAUAGUUUCAUGCCUGGCAUCCCGGAGGAUCUGUUGCAGAGCAUGGGAGGAAGUGUAGACCCUGGUGUGCUUGCUGCCAGAACUGCAUGGAGAGGAAACUGCAUGCCUUUGCACAUGAUGCCUGUCGGUACCCUGGUCUUCAAUGUUGGUCUACGUCCGGGUAAGGGAGGCCAGCUCUGCCGCAGUGCUGGUACUUUUGCCACGGUCCUCUCCAAGGGUGUCGACGCACAGGUGAACCCCGAUGAAACCGAGAUGGUCUACAAAGACAAGGAUGGAAACGAAACCACAAAGCCUCUAUCCCAGCGUGAAAAGCAAAGGCGGCAGCGCGUCGUUGAGCAUAUUACCAUUCGUCUCCAGAGUGGUGAAGUUCGACUUAUUCACAAGGACUGCUGUGCAACUGUUGGUGUCGCCAGUAACCCCAUGUAUCAGUACCGCCAGCUUGGAAAGGCUGGACGGUCACGGUGGCUGAACAUUCGCCCUACGGUUCGUGGUCUUGCCAUGAACGCCCAGGACCACCCCCACGGUGGUGGUCGAGGCAAGUCGAAGGGUAAUGUUGAUCCAAAGAGUCCUUGGGGUCUGCCGGCCAAGUCCGGAUACAAGACUCGCCCUAAGUGGAAGGUCAACAAGGCAGUGGUUCUGCCCAGAGUCCGUAACCAGGGCAAGCGUCGUCGCGGAUACCACUGAGCAUGCCAGCGACUAUGUAUACAUUUCUCCCUUGUCCCUUCAUCCUCUUUAUGGCAAUAUGACGUUCUACUGAAGUGUGGUGAUAUCACUGUACAGGGAAUGAGUUGAGUAGGGUAGAGUAUGAUUACUCUGAAAUUCGCAUUUACCCAAGGUCCUUUUUGUCAGUACUUGGUUUUAGACUGCCGAACGCUUAAUUGCCUGUUCAUCUUGUUGUAACAUAUCGGUUCCCUUCACGUGUCCGUUUCUUUAUACUCUGGCGUUUCUCCUGUAUACUACAUGGGGGUUGAAUACAACCCUGUUGCCUCGAGAGAGCGGAUGCGAAGUGUUUUCGUAAUGAAACUGGUUCUUUGUAACGGCCUUGUU